CAGCAGCAGCAGCAGCAUUAGACCUGCAGACGAAUUGUUUGAUUAGCAACUAGAUGUAGCUUUUUCUAAACAUUUUUUAUCAUUAGAAACAUGCCCUGAAUUAAAGUCCCUCUUACGGUCCAUGGGCCAAUUUCCAGACGGCACCGACAAAAGGAGCCAGACGUUGCGUUUGAAAGCGUUAGCACUACUAACCAGCAAGCUAACACCGGGUGAUUGUCCUUUUCCAGUAUGUUACAGUAAUUUUUGAACAGAAUGUUUCGCGUAUCUGUCAGCUACAUACUACUCUGUGGACAGUUUUUAUUGUUGGUAACGGUCCUGUUGCUGCAAUGUCUGGAGGGAAUCCAUUCUCAAAAUUCGUCGGAUACUCCUUCACCACCUGGCAAUGGGGUUACGACGUUAUCACCAACAACAUCCACAUUUGUGGACCAAGCUGACAACAUCACCAAUGCCACUGAAGACCCACCUGAGCCGUAUGAGUACAACGGGGAAUCACCAGUUGUACUGUGCAGUUAUUUACCUGAAGAGUUUGUGUUCUGUCAGGAACCUGUAGACCACGCAGGUAACUACACAGCAUAUCAGGAGCUGGGACACGGAUGCGUCAAGUUCGGCGGACAGGUGUUCAAAGAUGUCAACCACACUCCAGUCUUGUGCACAGCUUUGGAUGACAUUGAAUGUGAUGGACCAAGAGAGUUUCUGAGAGGACACGAGCCGUGCAUCAAGUACACGGGCCACUACUUCAUCACCACGCUGCUCUACUCCUUCUUCCUGGGCUGCUUCGGCGUGGACCGCUUCUGCCUGGGCCACACGGGCACAGCGGUGGGCAAGCUGCUCACCUUGGGCGGCCUGGGCAUCUGGUGGUUCGUCGACCUGAUUCUGCUGAUUACGGGAGGUCUGAUGCCAAGUGAUAGCAGUAACUGGUGCACCUUCUACUGACAUUGGGGAACGUUGACCCAGCCCCCCCGGGGGUGGAGGUGGAGAGAAGGAGGUUGAGGACAGGCUGGGAAGUGACACUGCAAAAAGAAAAACAGAAACAGAUACUGCUUCUGAUGCAAAGACAGGAUUUUUUUUUUGCACAUCCGCAUGCAUCAAAGGCGCUUUAGCUUGAGCGGAUCUGUUGCGUCUCGUAGUGACACCUGAACGUGCGCACCACUGUUACACAAUGAUGGACUCUGUACAGACUGAAAAUGAACAGAAAAGGAUCAGAGACACACAGUCGACGCUGGUGACUUAAAACACUGUAAAUAUUCUUGCUCUUGUGUAAUGUGCAUUGUAUGUCUGCCAAGCUUUAUGACAUUGCCGCUUGGACUGUUUUUUUUUUUUUUUCUUCCCCGGUGUUGACUGCCAAUUUAAUUGUUGCUUUUAAACCUGUGACAUAUUUUCAAUCAGCCUUGGCUUUUGGGUAUUGUCACCCUUCAAUGGGAUUGGAUCUAACUCGAUAGAUUCUCCUCAGGUAGCCUAUUUGAAUACAAUUCGCUUGCCUGAAUAGGAUGAAUAGGAUAAAAGCUGGGAGGGCCUCCAAUGUAAACACAGCCUUGCUUUGCGUUAGAUGGACGAACAAAACUCCUGGCUUUACGUCAGAUUUCUUUAGUCGUGCUGUAGGUAGGAAACGUGCUUUCAAUGAACUUGUUGCAGAAUUUGCCAAGUUAAUCACUGAUGUUAUUCACUUUCACAUGGAAGAAUGUCAUUGUUAUUGUAUUUGUGUUCAAUAGAAUGUUACCUCAUCCAUACUCACUGUCUUUCUGCACCCAGAUACCCAAGCUUAACCAGAAAAGAGUCAUGGCAACAAUCCCACAGUCAACAGUUCAAUAAAGUGAUGGUGUUUGUCA
Engraulis encrasicolus (European anchovy) is the source of this 1826-nucleotide messenger RNA. It is a transcript of the gene tm2d2, whose product is annotated as TM2 domain containing 2. The record is from RefSeq and is a predicted model, not a curated record. Bases 253 to 933 code for a protein of 226 amino acids. Lineage: Eukaryota; Metazoa; Chordata; Actinopteri; Clupeiformes; Engraulidae. The transcript is spliced from 4 exons.